AUGUAUGUUAAUGAUCUCUUUUCUCCUAAUGGAAAAUUCUGGAAUUCUUUGUUAAUCAGGGAGUUAUUUGAUUCUGUUAUGGCGGAUGUUAUUGUUCAUGUUCCGUUAGUUGAGGAAGUGCAUGAAGACAAGUGGAAUUGGAAGGAGGAGGAAAAUGGUUGCUAUAGUGUCCGUUCGGGCUACAGAUUGUGGAGAAAGGAUCAAGUGGAAUCGGCUUCAGGUGGUGUGGACGGUGACUGGUGUAGUCUUUGGAAUAUCAAGGCUCCCCCAGGAUCUAAACAUUUACUUUGGAGGAUUUGUCGUGAUUGCCUUCCGACGAGAACGAGGUUACGAAAUUAUCAUGUUAAUUGCCCUCUUCGAUGCCCGUUUUGUGAGGAUAUGAUGGAGGAUUCGUGGCAUGUGUUCUUUGGUUGUAACACUACUAACCGAUGUUGGCAAAUAACAGGUUUGUCCAAUAUUAUUGAUCAUCGUUUACAAAAUUUCCAUGAUGUAAAAUCCUUAAUUCUUGAUAUUUGUAGCAAGGAGGAUAGUAUGACUGCAGGGAGAGUUGCGGUUAUGAUUGAUACUUUGUGGAAAAAUCGGAACAAUAUGGUUUGGAACAAUGAAAGAGAAGAUUAUUCUAAACUUGGUUUGAAUGCUUUUUGUAGCUGGCAAGAAUGGUUUCUGGCACAACGGUAUGGUACUAAUGAGGAGAAUAGGUCUUUCAUUCGAAGGUGGGAACCACCGGAGGAAGGUAGUAUCAAAUGUAACGUGGAUGCAGGUUAUAAUAAUUCUCGAGGUACUACUAAUCGAGGCUGGUGCAUGAGAGACCAUAUGGGGAGAUUUAUGUUUGCAGGUGCAGCUUGGGAUGUUGGCCAUUAUCCGAUUCUUGAAGCGGAAGCUUUGGCUCUUAAAGAAGCUAUUCAAAGAGCCAUUGAUUUGCAGGUGCAAAAUGUUAUUUUUGAAAGCGAUUCCCAAAGAACGGUACAAGCUAUUCGUAGUAACCACCAAGGUGUCUCAGAGUUUAGCUGCAUAAUUUCUUCUAUUCAUAGUUUGUUGCUUAAUUUUCCUAACUUCGAGGUGAAGUUUGUUAAACGCCAAGCGAACUCGGUUGCUCACUCUAUAGCGAAGGCGGCCGAUUCUUGGACUAGGCGUAGUUUAUUUGAUAUGAUACUUCUUUGUAUUGAACAACUUUUACUUCAUGAUAUGAAUUGA
This is a messenger RNA of Vicia villosa (hairy vetch), 1194 nucleotides long. RefSeq lists its product as uncharacterized. The record is from RefSeq and is a predicted model, not a curated record. The transcript has a single exon. Gene Ontology annotation, molecular function: nucleic acid binding; RNA-DNA hybrid ribonuclease activity. The coding region runs from base 1 to 1194 and encodes 397 amino acids. NCBI's taxonomy places the organism in Eukaryota, Viridiplantae, Streptophyta, Magnoliopsida, Fabales, Fabaceae.